AUGAACGGGGCUUCGUUCACAGACCGGGCCAACAAGGCCUUGCUGGACUCCAGCAACCUCGCUGAACAAUAUUCUCACCUCCAAAUCAUCCCCCUUCAUCUGGCAGUCGCCCUCCUCAAUCCUUCUCUAGAUGAGUCGAAAGACCAAGAAGCUCCCUCCCACUCCUCCCACGAUUCUGCCUCUGCCCCUCUUUUCCGCCAGGUCGUCGAGCGCGCCCAUGGCGACCCACAGCUGUUGGACCGCGCGCUCAUGAAGCUGCUGGUCCGUCUACCCAGCCAAGAUCCUCCGCCAGAGACCGUCGCCAUCUCUCCCGCUCUCGCCAAAGUUAUCCGCUCCGCCACCGACCUGUCCAAGACCCAGAAGGACAGCUUCGUGGCAAUUGACCACUUGAUCCUCUCACUUGCUCAAGAUUCGCAGGUCCAGCGGGCUCUGGCCGACGCUAACAUCCCCAACGUCAAAUUGAUCGAUACCGCCGUGCAGCAGAUCCGCGGGUCCAAGCGUGUGGACUCCAAGACGGCGGAUUCGGAGAGCGAAAAUGAAAACCUCAAGAAAUUCACGAUCGACAUGACCUCCAUGGCCCGCGAGGGUAAGAUCGACCCCGUCAUCGGCCGUGAGGAAGAGAUCCGUCGUGUGAUUCGCAUCCUGAGUCGGCGAACGAAGAACAACCCCGUGCUCAUCGGUGAGCCCGGUGUUGGUAAGACCACGGUCGUGGAGGGAUUGGCUCGUCGCAUUGUCAACGCUGAUGUGCCCGCCAACCUGGCCCAUUGCCGACUGCUCUCUCUCGAUGUCGGAUCUCUGGUUGCCGGAAGUAAAUACCGUGGUGAAUUCGAAGAAAGAAUGAAGGGUGUUCUCAAGGAAAUCGAAGAGUCUAAAGAGACCAUCGUCCUGUUUGUCGAUGAGAUCCACCUUCUCAUGGGUGCCGGCUCCAGCGGCGAGGGAGGCAUGGACGCCGCCAACCUCCUCAAGCCUAUGCUUGCCCGAGGUCAGCUGCACUGCAUUGGUGCGACUACCCUGGGCGAAUACCGCAAGUACAUCGAAAAAGAUCAGGCCUUCGAACGACGUUUCCAGCAGGUGCUGGUCAAGGAACCCUCGGUCAACGAGACUGUUUCCAUCCUCCGUGGGUUGAAGGAGAAGUACGAAGUGCACCACAACGUUAACAUCCUUGAUGGCGCAAUCGUUUCGGCAGCAACGCUCGCAGCACGAUACUUGACGGCUCGUCGUCUUCCCGACUCGGCUGUCGACCUAAUUGACGAGGCAGCAGCUGCUGUGCGAGUGACCCGGGAGUCUGAGCCAGAGGCAUUGGAUAAUCUGGAGAGAAAGCAUCGUCAACUUCAAAUUGAAAUCCAUGCCCUCGAGCGUGAAACCGACGAAGCAUCCAAGACCCGUUUGGAGGCUGCCAAGCAAGAAGCGGCCAACGUGACGGAGGAGCUGCGCCCCAUGCGCGAGAAGUACGAAAGCGAGAAGGCGCGCAGCAAGUCGAUCCAGGACGCUAAGAUCAAGCUCGACUCUCUCAAGGUCAAGAGAGAUGAAGCGGAACGUAUGGGUGACACUCAGACGGCAGCCGAUUUGGAAUACUACGCCAUUCCGGAGACCAAGACUCUCAUCGAGAGACUCGAAGCUGAUCGGGCACGCGCCGAUGCCGAGCAGCGCGCUCGUGGCGGUGACGCCGGUGAAGCUCUCCUUGCCGAUUCGGUCGGUCCCGACCAGAUCAACGAAAUCGUCGCUCGAUGGACCGGAAUUCCCGUCACUCGGCUGAAGACCACCGAGAAGGACAAGCUGUUGCAGAUGGAGAAAUACCUGGGCAAGCUGGUCGUCGGUCAGAAGGAAGCGGUGGCCUCGGUGUCGAACGCCAUCCGACUCCAGCGAUCCGGUCUCAGCAACCCCAACUCUCCUCCAAGCUUCCUCUUCUGCGGUCCAUCGGGAACAGGUAAGACCUUGCUCACCAAGGCUCUGGCCGAAUUCCUCUUUGACGACCCUCGGGCCAUGAUCCGAUUCGACAUGUCUGAAUACCAGGAGCGGCACUCCCUCAGCCGAAUGAUCGGUGCACCUCCCGGCUACGUCGGCCACGACGCUGGCGGUCAACUCACUGAGAGUCUUCGCCGCCGCCCAUUCUCCAUCCUCUUGUUCGACGAAGUCGAAAAGGCCGCCAAGGAAGUUCUCACCGUCCUCCUUCAGCUCAUGGAUGACGGCCGUAUCACCGACGGCCAAGGCAGAAUCGUCGACGCCCGCAACUGUAUUGUGGUUAUGACCUCCAACCUGGGUGCCGAGUACCUCUCUCGACCCACCGCGAAGGACGGUCGCAUUGAUCCUCAGACCCGCGAGCUCGUGCUGGGCGCUCUGCGCGACUACUUCCUGCCCGAAUUCCUGAACCGAAUCUCCAGCACCGUGAUCUUCAACCGUCUCACGCGGCGCGAGAUCCGCAAGAUCGUCGACCUCCGUCUGGACGAAGUCCAGCGCCGUCUCGAUGACAACGACCGCAGAGUCACCAUCGAAUGCACCGACGAAGUCAAAGACUAUCUUGGCGAAGCCGGUUACUCUCCCGCAUACGGCGCCCGUCCCUUGGGUCGCAUCAUCGAGCGCGAGGUCCUCAACCGCUUGGCUGUGCUUAUCCUGCGCGGCAGCAUCCUGGACAACGAAGUUGCUCGCGUGGUUAUGCGCGACGGACGCAUCGACGUUCUUCCGAACCACAAGAUCCCCGUCGACGAGGACCAGGAUAUGUUCGAUGAAGACGAUGCCAUGGCGGAAAUGGAUGACGAAAAUGGAGACAUGGAUCUCUAUGACUAA
This is a messenger RNA of Aspergillus affinis, 2784 nucleotides long. Its product is annotated as ATP-dependent Clp protease ATP-binding subunit. The transcript has a single exon. Bases 1 to 2784 code for a protein of 927 amino acids. Lineage: Eukaryota; Fungi; Ascomycota; Eurotiomycetes; Eurotiales; Aspergillaceae. Gene Ontology annotation, cellular component: cytosol; cytoplasm. Gene Ontology annotation, biological process: cellular response to heat. The record is from RefSeq and is a predicted model, not a curated record. Gene Ontology annotation, molecular function: ATP hydrolysis activity; ATP binding.